AAAAAAAAAAAACAUUGAAAGCGUCCCUACCAGUCAGAGCAGCAGCUGCAGCUUCAGGGAAAUUUUAACUCUACAACAAUGAGUGAAUCACUGGUGGUGUGUGAUGUGGACGAAGAUCUGGUCAAAAAGCUGAGGGAGUUCCGUUUCCGGAAGGAGACCAACAAUGCCGCCAUCGUCAUGAAGAUCGAUAAAGACAAGCAGCUUGUUAUUCUUGACGAAGAGCAUGAGGACAUUUCUCCUGACGAUCUGAAGGACGAGCUGCCUGAGAGACAGCCAAGGUUUAUCGUCUACAGUUAUAAGUACCAACAUGAUGAUGGACGUGUGUCUUAUCCCCUCUGCUUCAUCUUCUCCAGCCCAGUGGGUUGCAGGCCAGAGCAGCAGAUGAUGUACGCAGGAAGCAAAAACAAACUGGUGCAAACUGUUGAACUGACCAAGGUGUUUGAGAUCAGAAACACAGAGGACCUCACAGAGGAGUGGCUUAGAGAGAAACUUGGCUUCUUCCGCUAAAGUCUUCACCUCAUUCAGGGGUCUGGGAUGUGAGGAGGAUCCAGGAUGCACAGCUCGUGUCAUCGCUGGGGGAGAACACACCACAGUUAACGUUUCCCUCCUCUUUGUACCAGUCCUGAUUUAAAUACUGUGUGAAAACACUUUCUGUUCUCAGUUUUAGGCCUCUUUGGUGGAGUCUACUCGAUAUUACAACUCGUAGUUUGUCUGACGGUUCAGACAGUCACAGGAGUGUGAAUACUUUCCUGUGACUGUCAAAAUCUGCGGCACUUACUAAAGCUCACCCAUCUGGCAGCCUAAAACUGAAAAUACUAUUUGACACAGGUCUGCUUUUGUCUCCCAUACGAUCUCCCCAUGUGCCAGUUAUGUGUCUGUAUUGAAUUAACACUCCCAUAGCUCUUCAACUGAACAGAAAUUGAUAGUGCUCAUCCGCCCUUCCUAACCAUGGUCAUUCAGGAGAAUUUAAAGGCAUUUUAACAACCGUUUCUGUUUCCUUAAGUAGUUUACACCUUUUUAUGUUUAAUCAUUUUUCAUAAUUUGAGGGACUCUUACUUUUUUAGAUUUUUUUUUUUUUAAUUUUCUCUGGUGUAUCUAGGGUAAUGUAAUCAUACACUUCAUAGCAUUCAUUUCCAUUUGUUGUGAAAAACAAACUUCCUGCCUGAACAAUCACAGCUACAAUUCAGACAACAAAUCUGAGUUUAGUCAGUUUCUCCUUCAGUAUUCAUUUAAGGGCAUUUUAAUUAUAAUUUAAGUAAAAAAAAAAACAAAAAAAACACUACGAGCAUUUGACAAGAGGCUCUCCUAAGACUUACAGUAAAUGUGAUGUGUUGUACCGUCUCCUCUGCACAUGAACACGCUGACAGAAGCCACUACACCCACAGUAACAGGUUAGGCAGGGGCCAUCACACGGAGCAGAACUGCCCUUGUGAGUCCGUCAUCAGAUCACAUCCUAGAGAAGAAACAGCGUGAACCUUUGGUAGAGCUGUGUUCUGCCUUUCACCUGCACCAACACCCCAGGAAACAAUACUUCCACUGAAACAUUCCAGACUGAACAAUUUAUACAACAAACCCUCAUCUCCAGUGACCACGACAGUCUUGAAAACACUGCACACAGGGCGGCAUUACCUGCCCUCUUUUUACUCUACUGGGCUACUCUGUAUAAGUGGGUUACUGUGUCUUUAGGGAGAUUGUUAGCUAAUGUUGUGCAUUAUAGCUAUUACUGUUAUUAGUGUUUAUGAAUGUUGUGCUUAAUUCUGAUGUAAAGCCACUUUGAUUGCUUCGUGGCGGUCACAGCCUUGAGAAUGAACGGCUGUGACUUCUCCAAACGCCAGUUGUGCUUAAAGUUUAGACUUGGUAGGUAAAGUACAGCAUCUGCGCAAUUCACAUUUUCCAUAAAGAACAGGGUUUGACCAAUAUAACAUUUUGAAGGCUGAUACUGGUAAUUAUGAGUUGAAUGUGCCAGCAGGUCCUAUUUUGUGCCAAUGUCUAAUAUGUUAAGUGAAGUCUAUAAGUAUUUAGACACUUUUUUGCAGCAUUUGACCUGUAUUCUGUCAUAUUGGCUUUGUGAUUAAACACAGACGGAGGCUUUAAGCAAGUUACAUAUUCAGUGUGCUGGAGUACACAGUUAAAAAAACAAAAAAUGUGUCACUUUCCACACGCUUAUUGGACUCUGUUGUAUAUUUUUGGCUAUUUUCACACCCGAAAAAUGACAGUGCUUCCCUGUUUCCUGCUGAAAAUCCUCUGAAACUGCACGUAGAACAGUGCAGCACACUACAACUCUAAACCAAGCAGACUAAGACCUUAAGGAUUAGCAGUUCUUAACAACAUCCUGAGAUAGAUAAAAAGCUAAAUAAAUUGUACUCAACAUCUGCAAAGAAAAUUGCAUCGUAGGUGCUACUAAAUGGUUUUAUGUGACCAGUGAGAGAAAAAAAAAACCUCCAUUAUAGAGGUGGUGGAUGACUACAGAAGCAGAUUUCUGGUUAUUAAUAAAAGCUUAAUAUCAGCUCAGUAUAUUGGUCUGACCCUAAUAAAGAAUAAUAGGCACAAAUGAAUUUCACACAUUCCCUCAUCAGUGUCGUCUCGUAUUGAGAAACUUGUACUUUGGGAACAGAUAUUGGAGAGUUGUGGCUGAUUUAAAUCACCACAUAGUCUAUGAUGUCCUACUGCUAAGUUUACCAUACCAAUGCCUUGUCUGACAUUUUGUGUCAUAUUUAUGUCUGUUUUGAAAAACCAUGUGGCCAAAAUGAAAACAUGACACAAAUAUGUUUUGUGAGGGAAAAAUAGAUGGUGAUUGAAAAAGCUUUGUUGGGGAUUUUUUUUUUUCUA
Messenger RNA from Seriola dumerili (greater amberjack), 2829 nucleotides. It is a transcript of the gene gmfb, whose product is annotated as glia maturation factor beta. Gene Ontology annotation, biological process: negative regulation of Arp2/3 complex-mediated actin nucleation; actin filament debranching. Gene Ontology annotation, molecular function: actin binding; Arp2/3 complex binding. NCBI's taxonomy places the organism in Eukaryota, Metazoa, Chordata, Actinopteri, Carangiformes, Carangidae. Bases 79 to 507 code for a protein of 142 amino acids. The record is from RefSeq and is a predicted model, not a curated record. Gene Ontology annotation, cellular component: actin cortical patch. The transcript has 7 exons.